CAAAAAUCAAUUUUUGAACGAAAAAUUUGUUAAAAUUCUAAAUUCUCUCAAAAAUCAAUCAAAAAAAUGGUGCGCAGACGCCGCUUGCUCUCCAAGGAAGAUGGUGCCAGCGUACACACCGACAGCGGCGUUUCGCUUUCAUCGCCACCCGAUGCGCGCACAGUGCACGACGGCGCUGACGAGGAGGACACCCAGGUGGCGCCGAAGAAAAAACAAGCACGCCGACGCAUUACUACCGCAAAAGUAACGAAGCGAGGGCGCAGAAAAAGCAAAGAUGUGUUGAACGCAGCCACGCCAGUGGCAAAGAAACAGAAAACUAGUGAAGCUGCAGAUUUCAAAACUUGCGAAGGUAAUUCAUCAGAUUUCAAAGCUUGCGAAAGUAACUCAGGUAAAGGAGCGCCGGCAAUAGAACACUUACAGGACGCGGUAGAGCAAACGGUGCAUGCUAAGAAGGCAGACACGAUUGUAGCGCUUGAAAUCGGCGAUGCAGUGGAGACUGCAAGUACAACCGCAAAAAAAACUACCGCCAAGGAAUUAGCAACAGCAGCCGAUUUAACCGCAGCCGACAUAGCCGCAGCGUCUGUCAACGCAGCCUUUAUUGUCAUACCUGCAGCUGAUGCCACCAACGACGCGAUUAAUGCCGAGGACACAACAGAAAAAUCCGUAAUUAUCCUAACGACAGUUUCAGAAAACUCGAUUUCAGUGACGGAUUCAGCAUUCUCUGAGACAGACGUUACACAGUCAGCCGGCGAUUUGUCGGAACUAACGCAUACAACAAAUGACUGCAAUGAUACGGUGAAUUCGCUUGGCGAUUCCGCCUCGACUGCUGAGGCGACGCUGACGCCGGCAGCGAAUAAGCGUUCGGGCAAAGUGUUCAUGCGUAAGGUGCACGUUUGCCACAUUUGUUCGAAGCAAUUUCGUGGCAAUAACGAUCUGCGUCGUCACAUGCUCAUACAUUCGGAUGAGCGCCCAUAUAAGUGUGAGCAAUGCGGCAACUGCUAUCGGCAGGCGGUCAAUCUCAGGAAUCACAUUAAUUGCGCCCACACAAAUCAGCGACAGUUCGCUUGCGCGCAAUGCCCGAAAAUGUUUGCGGUGAAGGAGCGUUUGCGGCUGCACAUGCGUCUGCAUUCGGGCGAAAAGCCGUACGCUUGCCCGGUGUGUGAGAAACGUUUUGCGCGCGGUGGUCAUUUAAAGCAGCACGUGAUUAGCCAUCACAAGGACAGCACCAAGCAGUAUAUAUGUGAAAAAUGCUCCACCGCCUUCUCCACACCCUCUAAUUUGCGCGCACACAUGGAUCGUCAUGAAAAUGGUCCCGAGCACUAUUGUGAGAUCUGCAAGGAGCACUUUCCAAAUGAACCAGUGCUCAAGGCACACAUCAACAAGCUACACUACAAGCUGGGCCAGUUUGAUUGUGAGAUCUGCAAGGAGACCAUCGAGGAUGAUGCACUGGCCAAGCAUAUGAAGACCCACACGAAUGUGAAGACACAUGUUUGCGAGGUGUGCAAGUCGUAUUUCAUGCAGAAGUCACAGUACAAUGUGCACAUGCGUAUGCAUACUGGUGAGCGCCCGUAUCAGUGUAGGAUUUGCUGGCAAACUUACGCCUACUCCAGUGUUCUUAAGCUACACAUACGUAAGCACACAGGCGAGAAGCCAUUCCAAUGCUUGAUUUGUACGGACGUGGUUGCUUUCUCGCAAUUAGCUCACCUCAAGACACAUAUGAAGAAGAUCCACAAACAAACCAAUCCCUACAUGUGCGAAGGCUGUCACCAGUUCUUCAAAAUCAAAGCGGAACUGCAAUCACAUAUGCAACAAUGUGACAGUUGCAAUGUCGACGUGGAGGAGGAGAAUGCCAAAAAUAAUGACUCGCAAACGCUGUCACACCUACGCUUCCUUAUGGCAUUGCUGCUGAAAAAAAUCUCAUCACAGCAAAAGUUACAGAAAUUGGGCUACGAGAAGCGGCUGAUCGACAACGUUGUCGUCGCUUCACUAAAGCUAGCCAAUCGCAAAGCGUGCGAAGAUCAGUCACUGUCGGCUAUCGAACGUAUGCGCAGAAAUGUUGAAGAAUUCCUCAAUUGGAUUGUGCCGGCAAAGGCGAUGGAGACAUUUCGUCAAGAACAACAGUCCGUGGAGAAUAUAUUGGACAAAAUAGUCACUAUGUAUAUGAAGCACAAGUGAUGGUGCAGCGUAGAACGUAUGAAAUGGCUGCUUUUUUUUUAUUAUUUAUCGCUUUAGAAUGUGCCAUAACAUUUAGCAUUAUCUAGAAGUGCUGCAGUGCACACUUAAGCAAUGAAUUGACUGUAAGUUUAAGUUUCCCAUAUGAAUUUGUAGUUUUUAGCAAUGUUUCCUAUACUUUCUUUGCACUUUUAUUUACCAUUCACACCAAAAAAGCAAUCCAAAGAUAUUUUUGCCAAAAGCUUGCUUAAAUAAGCAAUAAUUUAAGUUCAGUAUUUUAAGUUAGCUUAUCACCAAAGCAUUUAUUAUCACUUUUAACUGUGUAUGAACUUUUUUCUUUGUUUAUAUUUUUUUUUGACGUCUAUCAAAUAUCGUCUAGCUCCUGUGCUUGUUUUCCCACAGAAAAUCAGCUAGUCAUCCGCAUAGUUGUCAAAAUAUUUCAUUUUCCUUUAUGCUAACAACUCUUGCCAUAUGUAGUUUUAGUCUUCUGCAUUAUAAAUUUGUAAUCAAAUUAUAUUUUGCAUAAACCAUGAAUUAAUAAAAGAUGAAGCCAAAGUUCACAUUAAGUGGAAAA
Messenger RNA from Bactrocera tryoni, 2746 nucleotides. RefSeq names its product zinc finger protein 492. The coding region runs from base 67 to 2175 and encodes 702 amino acids. Gene Ontology annotation, biological process: regulation of transcription by RNA polymerase II. NCBI's taxonomy places the organism in Eukaryota, Metazoa, Arthropoda, Insecta, Diptera, Tephritidae. Gene Ontology annotation, molecular function: DNA-binding transcription factor activity; RNA polymerase II cis-regulatory region sequence-specific DNA binding. The record is from RefSeq and is a predicted model, not a curated record. The transcript is spliced from 3 exons.